CCUGUAAAUAACAUUAUCUCUCUCUCUAAACUUCUCCCUCUUUCUCUCUCCAAACCUCUCUCUCUCUCUAACCCUUUUCCAUGUAAACCCCGUCCAAAACAUAACGGGAUUCCCUCUGCGGCCCUUUUAUUCCCAACCCCUCUCUCUCUCUCUCUAAAUCUGUUUUCCCUUUUCUCUUCAUUCGCCUCUUUGACGCUAUCUGAGAUAGCGAUCCUUAGACUGAUAUCUACUGGAUCGUUUUUAGAGUGAGGGAGAUCGCGAUUUUUUGUGUUUUCUUUCUUUUUUUUCUUUUUUCUUUGGAGUCGAGGGUUUCAAGCUUUUUGGUUCGUGUUCUUGAAGGCAUAAGAAUCAGGAGAACAAUCAAGUUGAAUGACCUUGGAGUUUUUCAAAGUAAACCAUGUCUUCAAGCGUGUUAGCUGGAGAUCGAAGAUGGACUUCUACUCGCAGAGGUGGCAUGCAACUUUUAGGAAAAAUUGCUGUACCUAAAGUUGCUGUACCUAAGCCUGUUAAUUUGCCUAGUCAAAGGUUGGAGAACCACGGCUUGGACCCAAAUGUGGAAAUUGUUCCAAAGGGUACUCUUGGCUGGGGAAGCAACACUCGUCCUACCGCUCCAGGAAAUGCAUGGGGUUUGUCAGCAUUGUCAUCCCCAAACACUGAUGGAAGUCCUAGUUCGAUUAACCGCCUUACUGGUCGCCCUUCAUCUGGGGGUGACACUCGCCCCUCUACAGCUGGUAGUGAUAAAUCACAAGAACCUGUUUCUUCUAGUGCAUGGGGCCCAUCUUCUCGACCUUCUUCUGCAUCAGGGGUAUUGGGGUCGAACCAAACAUUGUUGCCAUCACCUCGUCCUCACUCUGCAGAAACAAGACCUGGUAGUUCUCAGCUAUCCCGGUUCGCUGAACCCUUGACUGAUAGUUCUGUUGCAUGGAGAGGAUCAGGAACUGCAGAGAAAUUGGGAGUUUCGUCCUCAAAGGGCAGCGGGUUUAUGCUUUCAUCUGGCGAUUUUCCAACUCUUGGUUCUGAUAAGCCUACUGACUCGAACGCACGACAAGGCCACAGCUCUCAUGGGCGUCCAUCAUCGGCUUCUGGACACCCAUCUGCGCCUUCUGGUCGUCCAUCUUCAGCCUCUGGGCGUCCAUCUUCAGCCUCUGAGCGUCCAUCUUCAGCCUCUGGGCGGCAAAUGACACCAAAGGAGAGGCCUGGAACAUCUCCUUCUGAAGACGUUUUUGUGGAUGAUAGCACAGAGAAGGGAUCUGUAAACACUUGGAAAAGAGAGAACUCCCCAUAUUCUUCAGGCGGGGCCGCACCACCUUACAGGGAGAAUUGGCAGAGAGAUCAGCCUCAGCAGAUGCAGCCAUAUGCGAACAUGGCCAUGCCGCCACCACCCCAUUUUGAUCCCUGGCAAGGGGCCCCAGUUCGAAACCCUCAAGAAGGCCCCUGGUUCAGGGGCCCACCCCACGUGGGUCCAUAUGGACCAUCAGGACCUACAGGGCCAUAUCCGGUAGACCCUUCUGCAUAUUUCCAUGGUCCAAUGCCAGUCAGGCCUCUUCCCUAUACACAACCAGUUCCAAGGCCCAGUAGUGGAGGUGGUGGUUACCACCAGAAUGGGGAAUCCUUUCGACCUCUUGUGCCACCUGACCCUUACAUGGUUCCUAGUCGACCGAUGCCUCUAGGUCAGGGGGUUUAUCCUAGUCCAGUGCCUUAUGAUGGGUAUUAUGGUCCUCCACGUGUGGGCUUUAACAACUCAGAUGAUCGAGAUCCUACCAUGAUGGGGCCUUCUGUUUAUAACCGAUAUCCUAACCAAAAUACCCACCCUGAUUCAAGUAGAUUUCAAGGGAAGCCUGCCCAGGGUGCCAACUCUGGUCCACCUAGGGAAGUUCUAGAGGCUCGACAUGGUCCUGAGGUGCAUCAGGGGCCGUACAAAGUUCUGCUGAAGCCUAACUAUGACUGGUCUGAUAAGAAUUCAGGGCAAAAGGAAGGAAACCAUUUGGCUUCAAAUGCAACAAUGCAUUCUGAUAAGGUGAGCCCAAGGACUAGUGGGGAAAAUGAUUGGGGGGCUGCUGCUUCCAAUGAUGAGCCUAUGGAUUUCUCAAAGCCAGCAUUUAGUGAAGAAGUUUCUUCACAAAAUAGCCCAGAUAAUUGUAGGUCUUCGGUUGUUAGUGAUACCACUUCUGAAGCCACUAGUAAACCCAUGGUCUCUGUUGAUAGGAAGUUUGAUACUACUGAUAGUAAACCAAAGCUUCCUCAAGAACCGCUAGCUACCAGGACCAAUGUGGCUGGGGCUCGAUCAUUUGAAGGUCGAUAUCAAGCUUCCCAAGUUGUUAGUAAAGAGGAGAAACCCAAAAGGUUCAAGGUUGUGAAUGGUAAAUCCGAACUUCCUGCUAAAGAACAUGGCAGCGCUCCUGUGUCAACCGAGAAGGCUCCUGGUAGUGAUGUGCUUGUGCUCAUUUCUCAUAAAGAUGAAGGUGCAACCAUUGAUGAUCACUCUGAAUCAAGUGGCAAUGUUACAGUUGAAACUAAACAGCCUGAAGUGCUGCAUACCUCAAUGGAGGCUGUGGUGGAGUGCUCUGAAAUUGGAGAGAGGUCCCAUUCUCAUAGUAAUCAAAGAGGUCAGGUUGUGCAAGGGCGAGGAGGCUAUCGAGCCAAAGGAAGGUUUAAUAACAAUAAGAAUUUUCAGGAGAGUGAAGAGUGGCGAAGGAAAGCCUCUGGGGAAUCCAGCCAAGUUAAUGUGCUCAUGCCUGAUUAUCAUGCUGGUCAAGAUGAUUUUGAGAAACAUGUGUUAGAUAUAUCUAUAAAGGUUGGUGGAGUACCAUACUUGACAUCCUCAUUUGAUUCAGAUGAUCAUAAGGCGCAGCGUGCGAAGAUGAAAGAGAUUGCUACGCAACGUGCAAAGCAGCUGCAAAAGGAGGAGGAAGAACGAACGAGAGAGCAGAAGGCCAAGGCUCUAGCAAAGUUGGAGGAGUUGAAUAGGCGAACAGUAGCAGAAGGCUCAGUGGACCAGAAGAUUGACCAGCCUCUUCAACAGGGCAACAAUUCACAGACAAAGCCAGUGGGCACAACUGAAUCCUCCAGUAAAACUAUUAUCGGUGGCUCUCAGGAAGCAUUGUGUUCAGAAGCUCCUCAAUUGCCAUCUAAUGAACAAGAGACACAGAUGACUGAGAAUAGUUCAACCAAGAAGCCUGAAGACUCCACUAGUUUCACUUCAAGUAUGCCUUCUAAGACCCCAAGUCCUUCUUGGCAGGUAACAUCCAAGUCGCCAUUACCACCACCACAAGAAGCCAGUACACAAGAAGCUCCUCCUAUUGGUAGACCUGCCCCACAAGGUCAAGAAAUUAGUGGUGGGUCCAAGCAAAGGCCAUCAGGUUAUAAACGGAAACCGACUCUCUCUCAUGAAAAGAACCUCAACAACCAACCUGCACCAGUCUCUUCAAGUGUCUCAAAACCUCAUGGAAUCACCGUAGUUGACUCGACUUGCCCAUCUGGCUCACCUGAAAUCAUUGCUCAUACUGAAGAGGCCUCCAUUACAGUGGGCAAGAAGAAGUUUGGCAGAAACUUGAGGAACAAACACAAGCCUGAUGAGACUGUUGCUGAUUCACCUUCAGAAAGUGAUAUUGUGAAUGCUUCAAGUGAUAAUGGCAAGUCUUUAACAUUUGGUUCUUUUCACCAGGAGGUUAACAUCCCUGCCAACGCUAACCAACUGCAGCCUUUUAAGGAGGCUCAAGAGGCCUUAAUUUCUCAGAAUGCUCCAUCUUUAGAUCAGGGACCCUCACAACCAUCUGAAGAAGCUCCUGGUAAAGUAAAUCAGUGGAAGCCUCAGCCUUCAAGGAGGCCCACACGAGGCGGACACACUGCUAGAGUGACUGAAAAGUUCCAUGGAAGUGAAGCUGUUGUGUGGGCUCCUGUUAAGGCACCAAGCCAGCCGGUGCCCUCUGAUGAACCUGCUCAUAACUGUAAGGAGGAGGCCCCUACUGUCAAGGCUGAGCAAGUGAGCCCACAAAGCCCGUUUAAAAGUAAGAGGGCUGAGAUUGAGAGGUAUGUGCCCAAGCCGGUAGCAAAAGAGCAGGCGCAACAAGGGAAAAAUUGCCAGCAAGAGUCAGCUUCCGCUGUUUCUCAAGCCUUUCCUGAUCAAACAAGUGGGAAACAGGAGAUGUCUCAGACUGAUAAUGAAAUCAGUAUAGAUUCUGGUGGGGUAAAGAAUAUCGAGGGCAAACAACAUAGGCAUGCUAAGGGGCAUGGCUCUUGGCGCCAGAGAAACUCUCAUGACUCUUCCCAUGAUGUCCUGUUGAAUUCUUUGGAGUGGUCUUCUUCAGGGGAUCAGAACAAGAUGGCAGAUCGGAAUCAGCCUCCAAAACAGGAAACAUUUUCCCCCAAAAGGCAGGCUAAGCAUUAUGAUAACUCAAACAAUGGUUUGAUUGGGCCUGUUUCUUCUAAGGGUCAAGAAAGCCCAUUUUAUCAGGGGGAAAGCCUUGUUGUGACAGUGGAGAAAGGAAAGAGAUCCUCAAUGAAGGUGCAAAGAGGUGGAAGUCAUAACCAAUCUGGGAUUGAUAAAGAGUGGCAGGCUGCUGGUGCUAAAAGAGGUGAUUAUACUCAAACUGGAAUUGAUAAAGAUUGGGAGGCAGCUGGUGCCAAAAGAGGCGAUAAUAACCAAUCCUUGACGGUGGAGACAAUAGAAUUGGAGGGGAAAGGUGGUGUGGUUUUGGAUCAAACCACUUCUCAGUGGCAACCCAAGUCUCAAGCUUACUCUGCUCAUCAAAGGCAGGGAGGGGGCCGAAACGGCGAUAGAGGAGGGCCAGGGGGUCAGAAGUCUUCUGUGCAAGUUGUUAGGGCUUCCUUGGAGAAGGAACUUAAUCCUCAAUUCAAUUCUCAAAAGACUCUUUCUUUCUCUAAGGAGGCAGCUAAGCCUGGUCAUCAAGAUCUUGAGAAGAGUGAAAAGGUUCUCCACAAUCAGCAGGCAACUAGUGUAGGUACACCUAUUGAUUCUCAAACUGAACAACAGCAACAGCAGCCAGUUUACCGAAGGCAUCCCCUGCAAAGUAAUCGGUUUAUGAGGGGCCCCGGCCAUGAACUGCCCUAUGGUGGCAGGGCUCAUGGCUUGGAGAGUGGCAAGCAGCAUGUACCUUCAAAUGGUGAGAGGAGGAAGCAUAAUUCUCACUAUGAGUAUCAACCUGUUGGGUCUAACAAGCCUAGUGAGGCUACUUAUCAGAAAAGCUUGGAUUGGGGAGAGUAUGACCAAGUGGAUUCACAGGUGGGUUUGGGUCCAGGGUAUCAGCAACGCUCUGGUUGGGAAGAGGAGAACCAGGUGGGUUCAAAGGUGGGACCCGGGCCAAGGUAUCGUGACCGGGGCCAAGGCCAGGGAAGACGUGGUGGCCGGUUCUAUGCGAGGAACAAUUUGGCUGCCUCUUCUAAGGUGACUGCUGGUCAUGGCAAUGGAGAGUGAAGGACAGGACACCUUGUUCCUUUCUGUUUUGUCAAACCAGCUUAGAGCAUAGAAGGCUGCUCUUUCUUGGCUUUGGCGAUGGCUCUCCAACCCAUCUAUGGUCAGUGUGCUCAUUGAGGUUUGGGAUCUCUGACAAUUUGGAAAGAGAGAGGCAUGUGCUGGGGAAAAGAGAAGUGAGAAGCCAUUGUAUGGGAGGUAUGGGUGCUGUUUUGAGAUAGAUUUUUGAGAUGUGUUUUCCAUUUGAACAGCUUGCUACUGUCUCUUGGUUGUUCUAGGAUGGAGACCUGAACAUUCAUUCCUAGAAAAGCCAGUAUUUAGUGGCCAUUUUCUGGAUAGGGUUUUGUUAAAGAAAAAAAAGACUAUUUCUGAUUCCCCUUGUGACUGUUUUUGCUCCUGAUAAUGAAAGGGAUAAAGCAAUGCCUACAUUUCAUCUCUACAUGUAUUUUGCUUCAUUUCUUUUGCCUACGCCCGAUCCCCCAGGUAGAGGAAGGGGGAGUUACCAAAUAUUGCAGUUUGUUUGGUUUCAUUCAUGAGUACGUUAGUAAUCGAGAAAUGUGUAAGAUGAACAGAAAACCUACCACUAUAUCAGAUUGACAAAUGAGGUUUACUGUUUGGGGUUAGGGUUUUUAUUGCAGUGGUGUAUGUGAACUGUGUAAGGUCAGUGUUUCCUUUUCUUUUAAUCCUGUAUCAGAUGGAUUGCAUACCCAAAUUAUACUUCUUUUUUAUACUCA
Molecule: messenger RNA, 6165 nt
Organism: Amborella trichopoda
Lineage: Eukaryota; Viridiplantae; Streptophyta; Magnoliopsida; Amborellales; Amborellaceae
Gene: MOS1
Product: modifier of snc1
Biological process (GO): epigenetic regulation of gene expression
Source: RefSeq, a predicted model, not a curated record